This is a messenger RNA of Parathielavia appendiculata, 2441 nucleotides long. RefSeq lists its product as uncharacterized. The transcript has 2 exons. Lineage: Eukaryota; Fungi; Ascomycota; Sordariomycetes; Sordariales; Chaetomiaceae. Bases 453 to 2150 code for a protein of 565 amino acids. The record is from RefSeq and is a predicted model, not a curated record.
GCACCACAAGACACCAAUCCAUCACGCCGGACUCGCUGCUGGGGCUUAACCGGGGUCAAUGGUGGCCCACCGCGAGGCGUUUCUUACUCCGUAUCAGCAGAUUGCGCUGUUCCUUUUGCUUUUGUGAGGCUUGCUCCGCCUUCAUGUUCUCAUCCUCGCCGAGUCUCGCCCUCGGUCGUCCUUUCGUUUCUUUUCCCGGGUUUCCCCAAUGCAUCCCAGAAGUCUUCACUCCUUUGACUCUGGAAGCAGAACUUUACCUCUCCGGUUUGCUUUGACAUAGUUAACCACAGACCAGAUCGACAUUCUUUGAUCGGCUCCGGACCCUUCGGCAUUCAUCCAACGCGCUACGUCCCUCACUUUGAUUCGGUUUCAUCUCCUCUCCAUCACAUCACGCUCGGUUGCCAUGACGCAUUGAUCAGCAACGCUAUCUCCUACAUCCUUGAAGCAUCAAGAUGCGGAUUCCACCACAAGGGCCUCUCGAUGGAAGAGGCCUGGGAAAGAGGCUGAUCGGGGAGCUCGUCGAGACAUUGACGUCUCCCAUCUGCAAACUCCUUCCCAAGGCCCCAGGAUGUUCCCAGCCGGAUCCUGCUCCGGCCCCGACUCCGAAUCCGGCGCCCACACCGAACCCGCCAGCUCCGACGCCGACACCACCCGCUCCGACCCCCACGCCGGUCACUAACCCGGCAGCGCAGCAGCCCCCAACGCAGCAGCCGCCAGUGGUGGCCCCGCAGCCGACAGCUAACCCCGAUACCCAAAGCCCCCCGCCCGCUCAGCAGCAGCCGCCUGCCGCUGGCACAGGGUCGAAUGGCUCGGGAGGUUCGGGAUCUUCUGGCUCCGGGUCCUCCACCGGCGGGUCUUCCAGCACCAGUACCUCGGGCUCGGGCUCGUCUGGCGCCGGCUCGGAUUCAUCAGGCACGGGCUCCGGCUCCUCAGGCACCGGCUUUGGAAACGCUGGCUCGUCCGGCUCGGGCAGCACCACUAGCUCUGGCUCGGCUUCUGGUUCGGGUUCUGGCUCUGGGAAUGGCGAAGGCGCUGAGGGAACGACCACCUCCAAUGGCGGGAUGAACGCUGGGGGAGGCACGACCACGGACGGCAACACCAACGAUCCUGUAUCUAGUAGCGAGUCUGGCGUGUCUCAGGCCGCUGGGAACACGUCAGGGCAGGGAGAGGGCUCGCAGUCAAGCUCUGGCAGCUCCGGCAGUGGUUCGGACUCUGCCGGAGUUGGUGGCGCCGGCGGACCAGUUGUGGCUCAGACUCAAAAGGGUACUACCAACAACAACCCAACUACCGUCGGCGUAGCGGCACCUGGGACGACGAGCUCCAGCUCUUUUACGGGUAAUGGCUUCUCCGGUACUGACUUUAAUGGGCUGAAUGCCGGCGCGGGGUCGUCGUCCGGGACUGGUAUCACGGGCAGCAACGGUGGUGAAGAUGGCAACAGCGUCGAGGGCAGCCCGAGCCCCGGUUCUCUGCUUGGGAUCAUUGGUGGUGUCGUUGCCAUCCUGGUUCUCCUCCUCUUGCUGCUCGCUUUGCUGCUCUACAAGUACCGGCAUAAACGCCGGGUCCAGGCAUUUCUUUACAGGUUCACGCCCUUCAAGGUGGCACCGUACACGGAUCUCGAGAAGAAACGAUCGUCCAUGGGCGCCUCUCUUUUGUUCACCGAUGGUUCCCACGGCGAUGCAUUGAUGGUCGAGAAACGGAUCAGUCUCAGCUAUGGUACCAUCGUUGCCACGCCCGUCACGCACCCCAAUCCGGCUGCGGCUCCCCCCGAGCGCCCCGACGGCCCUGCUCCUCUCAUCACAACCCUCACCAACAGACGACCUGGAAGCCCAAUCAGCCCGUUCGACGUCUCGCCUAUGUCGGCUGGCUUCCCUCAGAGUCCGCCCCCCACCGUGCCCCGCCGAUCAAGCCAGGACUCCAUCGGGGGAAUCAGCGUCGCCAGCAGCGGCAUCUUCUCACCGUCAUUGAUAUCGUGGCCAAUGCCGCCGUCGGCCGGAACGUCGCCUCCGGCCAGCGCACACGGAAACAUUGCGGAUCUGGCUGCCAAGUAUAAGCCUCUGGAGCCAACUAAGCCCAUGACACCCACCACGUUCAAGGGGCCUUCCAUGCCGGCCACUCCGUCGAACUGGAAGAAACCACCUGGAUGGGACUGAGGACACGCAACUACGCGCUUGGAUUCGCCUCCGAUGUGGGUGGGAGGUGGUUGAUGACACGACAUGGAACACGAGCUAUGGGUGUCUAUGCCCCUUCCACAAGACAUGACUGAACAUCAUAUAUCACUCACUUUUUGAACACUAUCUUUCCUUUUCGGUGCUUUCCUUUUGGUAGUGGCCGUUGUUUGCUCAAAUUUGGCCGCUGGUUGAUAUACCCAUCGAGACUAGAUCAUAAUAACUUAAUCUUCUCUGUACAUAUCAACGUCAAUCACAACUCGACUUCAAUUCCAG